This is a messenger RNA of Lottia gigantea (owl limpet), 1566 nucleotides long. RefSeq lists its product as hypothetical. The transcript is spliced from 11 exons. Gene Ontology annotation, biological process: generation of precursor metabolites and energy. NCBI's taxonomy places the organism in Eukaryota, Metazoa, Mollusca, Gastropoda, Lottiidae. Gene Ontology annotation, molecular function: fumarate hydratase activity. The record is from RefSeq and is a predicted model, not a curated record. Bases 1 to 1566 code for a protein of 521 amino acids.
AUGGGUUAUAUUUCAGGUGAUUUUGUAUCAACAUUUGAUGUAAAUGGAAAACAAGUUUUAAAGAUACAGCCAGAAGCUCUAACAUUAUUAGCUGAACAUGCCAUGAUAGAUAUAGCUCAUUUAUUACGCCCAAAACAUUUACAGCAAUUAUCUAAGAUAUUAAAAGAUCCCUCAGCAUCUAGUAAUGAUAGAUUUGUAGCAUUAGAAUUAUUGAAGAAUGCCAAUGUAGCAGCAGGAAUGGUAUUACCAGGUUGUCAAGAUACUGGUACAGCUAUCUGUAUGGGUAAGAAAGGCCAGUAUGUAUGGACAGAAGGUAGAGAUGAAGAAGCAAUAUCACGUGGUAUCUACAAUACUUAUACUAAAAAAAACUUACGCUAUUCACAGGUAGCACCAAUAAGUAUGUAUGAAGAAGUGAACACAAAGACUAAUUUACCAGCUCAAAUAGAAAUCUAUGCAACUGACAGCAACCAAUAUGACUUUCUAUUUAUAGCUAAAGGAGGCGGUUCAGCUAAUAAAACCUUUCUUUAUCAACAAACUAAAGCUUUAUUAAACCCAGAAAAACUCCUUACUUUUGUCAAUGAGAAAAUCAAGACAUUAGGUACAGCAGCUUGUCCACCAUAUCAUUUAGCUUUUGUAGUUGGUGGAACAUCAGCUGAGUUUAACUUGAAAACAGUCAAAUUAGCUUCAACUAAAUAUCUUGAUAAUUUACCUACUACUGGAAAUGAACAUGGAAGAGCUUUUCGAGAUCUUGAAUUAGAAGAUGAAAUUCAUAAAUUAACACAAGUAAUGGGUAUUGGAGCACAGUUUGGUGGCAAGUAUUUUUGUCAUGAUGUUCGAGUUGUCAGAUUACCACGUCAUGGUGCAUCAUGUCCUGUUGGUAUAGGUGUAUCAUGUUCAGCAGAUAGACAGGCUCAUGGUAAGAUUACCUGUGAAGGUGUAUUUUUAGAACAAUUAGAAAGUAAUCCAGGUCAAUAUUUACCAGAAGUAGAAGAUAAAGAUCUUGGUGGUGAAGUUAUAAAGGUGAAUUUAAACCAACCUAUGAAAGAUGUAUUAAACUUAUUAAGUCAGUAUCCUAUUAAAACUAGGUUAAGCCUGAGUGGAACUUUAGUUGUAGCUCGUGAUAUAGCACAUGCUAAAAUUAAAGAAAGAUUGGAAAAAGGUGAAGGUAUGCCACAAUAUUUAAAGGACCAUCCUGUCUACUAUGCAGGCCCAGCCAAGACACCAGAGGGAUUAGCUAGUGGAUCAUUUGGUCCUACAACUGCAGGAAGAAUGGAUUCUUAUGUUGAUGAAUUUCAAUCUGCUGGUGGUAGCAUGAUAAUGUUAGCCAAGGGAAAUAGAAGUAAACAGGUUACUAAAGCAUGUAAACAACAUGGAGGAUUUUAUUUAGGUUCUAUUGGUGGUCCAGCAGCUAUAUUAGCUCAAAACUGCAUUAAAAAGGUUGAAGUUUUAGAAUACCCAGAAUUAGGAAUGGAAGCAAUCUGGAGAGUUGAGGUAGAGGAUUUUCCAGCAUUUGUUGUUGUGGAUAAUAAGGGCAAUGAUUUCUUCAAAGAAUGGCAAGUGGAAUAG